Molecule: messenger RNA, 1205 nt
Organism: Lucilia cuprina (Australian sheep blowfly)
Lineage: Eukaryota; Metazoa; Arthropoda; Insecta; Diptera; Calliphoridae
Product: venom serine protease Bi-VSP
Exons: 5
Coding region: 240-1205 (321 amino acids)
Biological process (GO): proteolysis
Molecular function (GO): serine-type endopeptidase activity
Source: RefSeq, a predicted model, not a curated record
AUAAACUCGUACAUGAAAACAACGGAAAUUUAAAAAAAAUCUUUUUUUCUUUUACUAAAUCUAAAUAAAUAAAAAAAUUAAAAGGAAAUAUAUAAAAAAGAAUUGAUGACUAAUUUUAAUUUAAAAAAAUUUUAUAUACAAUUUAAAAAUUAUUGAUAAUUAAAAACAAAUUAUAUCCCAAGUGCCAAAAAGUGUUAAUAAAAAUUACUUAUAAAAAAAAUCAGGAAAAAAAUUCCGAAAUGAAUUUAUAUAUAAGUUUAGCAUUAAUUUUUGUGGCGUGUAUUACAACCUCUGAACAACAACAACAAGCUCAAUAUUGUAUUACACCCGAAAACUACAAUGGUUUUUGCGUUAAUUUAAGCUUUUGUCCACAAAUUGCCAGUGUUAUCCAGAACGGUAAUCAAACACAGGUCAAACAAUACCUUAUACAAUCACAAAAAGCAUGCAACACUGAAAGCGUAAAUAACGACCCAGUAGUCUGUUGUUCAAAACCCCUCAAUGUACCGCAAACAACAAUACGUCCUAAAAGACAAACUACUUGCCGUGGUCCUGACCUCAAAAUGGGUACCUGUAUACCCAUUAGAGAUUGCAAGCCUUUAAGAGAAGAAUUGCUAACAAAACAACAAGAUCCCACCUUUUUCAGAUUUUUAAAAGCUUCAAAUUUUAUAUGUGGUGGUAAAGCUACCGCAGUUUGCUGUCCCAGUAGCGACAGCCAACCACAAACUUUUAUUAAUGUUCCCUCAAUAAAGAAUUCAAAUGAAAUUCCUCGUCGUUUGCCCACCAUUGAGGAGGGUUGUGGUUUUAGCAAUAAUACCUUUAAGAAAAAACUGGGUGGUGAGGAGAGUAGAAAGGGUGCUUGGCCUUGGAUUGCUUUAAUAGGUUACGAUAAUGAAUUGUCAACCUCGCCGUUUAAGUGCGGCGGUAUCCUAAUAACAGCCAGACAUGUGGUAACAGCGGCUCAUUGUUUGCGAAGAGAUUUAUCCUUUGUGCGUUUGGGUGAACUUGAUUUAACCACUGAUACUGAAGGACAUCAUGUGGAUAUACGUGUUGUAAGAAGUGAAAGACAUCCCGAUUACAGUCCCACAAAUGGUCAUAGUGAUAUUGCUAUUUUAUAUUUGGAACGUAAUGUUGAAUUUUCGGGUAAGUUGAAAAUGUAUGUAAAUGACUUAAAUUCAUCGCAUUCAAAGAUACUAACAUAUUUGUAA